AUGCGUUACUUUCUUGAUUUUUGCACAGAAUUGCUUGAAGAAAGAAAGAAAGAGAAAAAUCAGAGUGCACGUAAAAAUCUACUACAGCUGAUGUUAGAUGCUCAACUUGAAGGCCAUGAAAAGUUAGACAAGAAAACUGAAGAAGAACUCAAACUAGAAAAUAUUACAGACUGGAGAACAAAAAGAGGUCUUACAGAUUUAGAAAUCAUUGCACAAUGCAUGGUCAUUUUUAUUGCUGGCUUUGAGACGACAGCAGGCACUCUGUCCUAUUUUGCUCACUCUAUAGCAAUGAACCCGGAUGUUCAAGAGAAACUUUACCAAGAGAUAGAAGAAAAACUUGGACAGGAAUCUCCAAAUUAUGAUAACGUGCAGAAGCUGACCUAUCUUGAUAUGUGUAUGGCUGAGACAUUGAGGAUGUAUCCAAUAGCUACGGUGUUGUCAAGGGAAUCAAAAGAAGACUGCAUUGUGAAGGGAAUGAAAAUUCCCAAGGAUACAGCAGUCCUGUUUCCAAUCAUGUGUUUACAUUAUGAUCCAAGAUAUUGGACUGAACCGGAAAAGUUUGAUCCUGAACACUUCAGUGAGGAAAACAAAGCCAAACAAAUACCCUUCACUUAUCUUCCUUUUGGUGGUGGGCCACGAAUCUGUGCUGGAAUGCGAUUGGCAGAUCUUGAAUUCAAGAUGGCUGUUGUACAAAUGCUGAGGAAAUUCCGUCUUGUUGUUUGUGACAAAACUGAAAAGAAGAUUGAAUUUGCUGCAUCAGGAUUACUUAAGCCAAAAAAUGGAAUCUGGCUCAAAAUUGAACACCCCAUUGUCAUCACCCUUUAUUUCUAUGGAAGAAGAACUUUUGGCUUUUUUAUUGAAUAUGGAAUUAAAGGCCCAAAACCAAUUGCUUAUUUUGGAAAUCUUUUGGAAAUAAGUCAAAGAGGACUUUACAAUAUAUUUUUUGAUUGGAAGAAAAAAUAUGGAGACAGAUAUGGCAUCUUUUUUGGAUUGCAACCAAGUCUGAUUAUUUCUGACCCUGAAAUUAUUAAAGAUGUGAUGGUCAAAAAUUUCUCCAAUUUUACAAACAGACCUAUACCAUUCAAGAUAGAUGAGUACAGUGCAAACAUGUUACUUAUGGCAAAAGACGAUCAUUGGAAAUACCUUCGUACUGUCUUGGCACCAUUUUACAGCUCGAAAAGAAUGCGUGAGAUCGUUCCCUUGAUUGAAGAUGUUCUGAAGACUUUUGAAAAAAACUUAAAUAAGAUUGCGGAUAGCAAGGAAGCAACUGAUGUUACCAUUUUAUUUUCAGGUUAUACAAUGGAUGUGAUUGCGUCAACUGGAUUUGGAAUUAAAGCCCGCAAGGAUCUGCUCCAGCUGAUGUUAGAUGCUCAACUUGAAGGCCAUGAAAAGAUGGACAAGAAAACUGAACAAGAUCUAAAACUGGAAAAUAUAACAGACUGGAGAACAAAAAGAGGUCUCACAGAUAUAGAAAUCAUUGCACAAUGCAUGUUGUUUUUUGUUGCUGGCUUUGAGACUACAGCAGGCACUCUGUCCUACUUUGCUUAUUCUAUGGCAAUGAAUCCAGAUGUUCAGGAGAAACUUUACCAAGAAAUAAAAGAAAAACUUGGACAGGAAUUUCCAAAUUAUGACAAUGUGCAGAAUCUCUCCUAUCUUGAAAUGUGCAUGGAUGAAACAUUGAGGAUGUAUCCAAUUGCUUUACUACUGACAAGAGAAUCAAAAGAAGACUGCGUCGUUAAGGGAAUGAAAAUUCCCAAGAAUACUGAAGUCAUGUUUCCAGUCAUGUGUUUACAUUAUGAUCCAAGGUAUUGGACUGAUCCGGAAAAGUUUGAUCCUGAACACUUCAGUGAGGAAAACAAAGCCAAACAAAAAUCCUUCACGUAUCUUCCUUUUGGUGGUGGGCCACGAAUCUGUGCUGGAAUGCGAUUGGCUGAACUUGAAUUCAAGAUGGCUGUUGUACAAAUGCUGAGGAAAUUCCGUCUUGUUGCUUGUGACAAAACUGAAAAGAAAAUUGUCUUUGAGCUAGCAGAGAUACUUAAACCGAAAAAUGGAAUCUGGAUCAAAAUUGAACACCGUUAA
This is a messenger RNA of Acanthosepion pharaonis, 2079 nucleotides long. The record is from the annotation of a GenBank genome assembly. NCBI's taxonomy places the organism in Eukaryota, Metazoa, Mollusca, Cephalopoda, Sepiida, Sepiidae.